This is a messenger RNA of Alosa sapidissima (American shad), 3099 nucleotides long. RefSeq names its product SH3-domain binding protein 1 (gene sh3bp1). The coding region runs from base 211 to 2319 and encodes 702 amino acids. Gene Ontology annotation, molecular function: protein binding; GTPase activator activity. Gene Ontology annotation, cellular component: intracellular anatomical structure; cytosol; cytoplasm. Gene Ontology annotation, biological process: regulation of actin cytoskeleton organization; positive regulation of GTPase activity; regulation of Rac protein signal transduction. The transcript is spliced from 18 exons. NCBI's taxonomy places the organism in Eukaryota, Metazoa, Chordata, Actinopteri, Clupeiformes, Clupeidae. The record is from RefSeq and is a predicted model, not a curated record.
CACUCGUUGAUACGCCCCGAGUACAAGUAUAACGACUGCUGCUGGGGGUGACUGCAGUCUGCUGCGUUUUGAAGGUGACCAGCACCAAGGGGGGAGAUAUCAAAUGAGAUCAUCUCUCUGGUGCAGCUGACCUGAAGAUACACACAGGAUCUGCAGGAGAGUUUUUACUGUCAGGCAACUCCCAACACAAGGGUGAACUCUCAGAGAGCAAUGUUGAAACAGUUCAAACUCUUACAGCAGUUUGGAUCAGUAUCAAAGUCACAAGAUGCAACAGAUCUUCUGUCUGAGGAUCUGGUCUUGGUGGAGCAACGGGUGGAGCCCACAAGGAAAACUGCCCAGAUUGUCCACAAAAAGCUCUUGGCCUGCCUGCAGAGCCAACAAGGCUUGGAUGCCGAGAAACGCUUGAAAAAACUUCCUCUCAUGCAGUUGUACUUCCAUAUGGCAGAUUGUUUAAAAGACCUAGAUGGUGAAUCAUCUAUCAGGACAGUGCUGGAGAUGUGUUGCUCUGCGCAAUGCUUCCUGGCACAAUCACUAGCAGAGUUUGAGAUGAAGUUGGAGAAGGAGGUUCUGGAGCCUCUCAACAAACUCAGUGAGGAGGACCUGCCAGAGAUCUUGAAGAACAAAAAACAGUUUGCCAAACUCACCACCGAUUGGAAUACUGCUCGCUCGAGGUCGCAGACCAGCUCAGGCCCCCAGGCUAAGCAGGAUGGGCUGAGGGAGGAAAUGGAGGAGUCUUGGAGGAAGCUAGAGAGCAUCAAGGACGCAUACUCUGCAGAUCUCUACCUCUUUGCAACCAGAGAGGAUGAAUACGCCAACUACUUUACACGGUUACUAGAGCUCCAGGCUGAGUACCAUGAGACAUCACUGGAAUUCCUAAAAAAUAAAAUCACUGCAGUCAAGGAAAACCCCAGCCAACCAGACACGCCAUUGGGGCCAUCCCACAGAAAGGCUUAUGGGGUGGCUCUACUCACACAUCUGGAGAACUGUGAGUGUCACAUAGCAACACCCAUCCAGGAGUGUGUGGAGAUGCUCUUGCAGAAAGGUCUGAAAGAGGAGGGUUUGUUCCGGUUGGCAGCUGCAGCGUCUGUGGUGAAGAAGCUGAAGGCCAGUCUGGAUGCAGGGAUGGUGGACCACAGCGAGUUCAGUGUGGACCCUCAUGCUGUAGCAGGGGCUUUGAAGUGUUAUCUCCGAGAGCUUCCUGAACCCCUCAUGACCUUUGAACUGUAUCAGGAGUGGUUUGAUGCUGCAGAGGAGAAGGAGCUACCUGACAAGCUAGAAAAGUUCAAGAAUGUACUGAAACAACUGCCGAAAGAAAACUACGACAACCUUCGAUACCUUGUGCAAUUUUUAUCAUGUCUGUCUGAGUACCACACACUGAACAAAAUGACCCCCAGCAACAUCGCCAUAGUCCUGGGGCCUAACUUACUCUGGCCAAAAGUCGAGGGGGAACACUCUCUGCUGGACAUGGCCUCUGCCUCCUCAGUCCAAGUUGUCAUGGUGAUAGAACCACUUAUCCAGAAUUCCAAGAGUCUUUUCUCUGAAGAACCAGAGUUUGAGGUACCUGGCCCUCCUUCUAGUCCAGUCUCAACUGCCUCAGAGGAAGCAUUCCCAACCUCCGCCCCCUCAUCUCCACGACCCAAAGCUGACAGUUUCAGCAAAGCACAGUCAAGUGGACUUCGACCCGCGCAGAAGCGUGACUCUGUGAACCAGGGCACAAUACCAUGGAAUACACCAGACCCUGUGCCAACCUCGACCCCUGCUUUGGAAACGACUGCGUCCAGUUCGGUUGGCCAGACCGCUAAGCCGGCUCCACCUCCCACUCCUGCCCCUCGGUCCAUCCUCAUACAGAGUGUGGAGAGGGAUCCAAGCCCCCCAGACACUGUCGGCGAGUUGCCCCCGAACUCACCUGAACCCACACUGAAGAUCACUGGUCCUUUUAAACCAGCACGACGUUCCUUCCUGCAACACAAGCCCCACAACUCCAAUAACCAACCACUGGGGGCGCUCAAACCCAAGGCUCCUGCUUCUCCCCCCAUCCCUCACAUCAGUCGGGUACCACAACCCCUCCCCUCUACUGCCCCCGUUGUCUCCUCCGUUCCUGUAUACACACCAGUGACCUCUGUUCCGGCUCCGGCCCCUGCUGACAGUCCUCCAUCCCCACCUGGUGCUCCAGCCAACCGACCUCAGGCCCCGGUCAAGCCUCCCCCGCCUCUCCAAAAGAAGACGAGUGGGAAGAAGGGGGCGGUUCGAGCGCCCAACUUCCCACCUCCGCAACCUCCGCCCGCUGUGCCCAAGCAGCUGCGGUCCGCAGCCCAGUGAGGGGGAGGACUGUCCCCCUGAGAGCAGCGCAUCCACCGAAUGAGUUCUGUCUGCAUUCUGUGUAGCUCUCACGCAUGUAAGUCUGACCAGACAUGAUCAGACCUAUUCAUUCUCAGUAUUUUCUUCCUAAGACCAGUAGACCCAGUAGUUUUCAUUUAGUUUUACUCUGUGUCUUGUGUCAUACAGUUGUUCAUUUUUAUGUUUGUUUCAUAGACCAACAUGGGGGGUGUUGGUGUAGGGUAGCCUACAUACAUACGACUUAAUCAUCAAAAGUCACAUAUGAUUUAAAAAAAGCUAGUGGAAAUUAUGCAUAUUGUUUCUGGGACAUUGACUGUCCCCUGCGCCUUGUGUUAGCACCAUUAGGCUGUGCCAUUGAAGCUACACAAACAUGUAAAUAUAAUGUUUGUUUUAAGCUUAUUCAACAAUCUCUAUUAUUAUUAUUAUUAUCAUUAAUAUUUUGUAUUUUUCCUCUUACAUCCUCUUAAAUGGUCAAGUUGACUGGUAUACAUACAUGGUAUAGUUAGUUGGCUGUACAUGUUUGCACAUACAUGUAUUUUGUUAAGCAUAAGAGGACUGGAGAGAUCUACUCCUGUAAAGUGUAUAAAAUUGCAUGAUAAGUCAGUGGUAAACCAACCAGUUUACAAGAUUUUGUGUUGUCAUACUAUAUUUUAAGGAUCUUUAUUGUAAUUUUUAACAAUAGCUCUGGUGAAAUGUUGCAUAUUUGUGUACAUGUGCAUUGUCAUUACUUGCUAACAAACAUAAUAUAAAAACAAACAAACA